Theobroma cacao (cacao) is the source of this 2103-nucleotide messenger RNA. The record is from RefSeq and is a predicted model, not a curated record. Lineage: Eukaryota; Viridiplantae; Streptophyta; Magnoliopsida; Malvales; Malvaceae.
AUGAGAUACUCGCCAAUCCUCUAUCAGUUACUUUGCUUCCUAUUGUUUCUAAGUUAUCAAGCUACUCUUUCAUCCUCUUCAUCUUCUUCUUCAGCAACACAAUUGUGCUCUCAUGACCAAAGUGCUGCCUUGAUCCAAUUCAAAGCCCUCUUUUCCAUCAACAAAACUGCUUCCAAAGAUUGUGAGAUUAAUGACAUUAGAUCUUAUCCUAAGACCAACUCGUGGAAGGAGGGUAUAGAUUGCUGCUUAUGGGAUGGAGUCAGUUGUGACAACAUCACCGGUCAAGUAAUCAGCCUUGACCUCAGUUGCAGCUGGCUUUCCGGCACCCUCCCUUCAAACAGCAGCCUCUUCCUCCUUUCACACUUGCAAAGGCUUGACUUAUCUUUCAAUGAUUUUAAGAAAUCCAAAAUUUCAUCCAAGGUUGCAGUUGAACCAGUUCUGAAACUUGAACAAUCCACUCUAAGCGGAAUUGUUCGGAAUCUAACAGAGGUAAGAGACAUUUUUCUUGAGGGAAUAGACAUGUCAUUGGUUGAUCCUAACUCAUUCAUGAAUCUAUCUUAUUCUCUCACAUCUCUUAGUCUCACUAGUUGUGAUUUACGUGGAACAUUUCCAGAGAACAUUCUCAAUCUUGCCAACAUCAAGUACCUCACAUUGGAUAGCAAUCCUAGUCUCACUGGUCAGCUUCCAAAAUCCAAUUGGGGUAGUCCUCUUGAGUUUUUGGAUGCAUCUCUUACGUCUUUCUCUGGAGAAUUGUCUGAAUCAAUUGGCAAUCUAAAGUCAUUACAGGGUUUGAGUCUCAUUGGUUGUAACUUUUCAGGAUCAAUUCCAAGAUCACUAGGAAAUCUAUCUAACCUUACUUUUUUAUUCCUUCCAUAUAACAAUUUUAGUGGUACGAUUCCCUCUUCACUUACAAGCCUCACACAACUGGGACUUCUUCAGAUUUGUAAUAAUCGACUAGAAGGUUCCAUUCCUGAUAAUCCAAACGCAUUUCCAAAUCUCAGCUUUCUAGAUUUAUCUGAUAACUUACUUAGCGGUACAACACCAUCUUGGCUUUAUACUCAUCCAAGUUUAAAUUUUUUAAAUCUUGGAAACAACCAGUUCAGUGGUCAUAUCAAUGAAUUCCAACAAAGUUUUUUGGAUUAUAUAAAUUUCAAAAAUAACACCUUUCAAGGAGCAAUUCCAAGCUCAAUAUCGAAACUUGUGAAUCUUCGUUUUCUUGAUUUAUCCUCAAAUAGUCUAAAUGGUACAAUAAGUUUGGACAUGUUCUCAAAGCUUCAAAAUCUCACCUGGCUUGAGCUUUCAUCUAAUGCCCUCUCACUAAUAAGCUCCAAUAGCAGCGUCAAUUUUGUUUUACCCAAUCUUGAGUAUGUGAAUUUAUCAUCUUGCAACAUCAAUGAAUUUCCUAAUUUUCUAAAAGGGUCAAAAGUUUUGAAAAGUUUAGAUCUUUCCAACAACAGAAUUUAUGGCCAAAUUUACAAAUUUCCAUGGAAAGUUAUUGAGUUUCUUGACCUCCAUUCCAAUUUAAUUGAAGGUGAUCUACCAAUACUACCCCACAAUAUCAGAUUCUUUUCAGUUUCAAGCAACCACUUGGCUGGAGAAAUUUCUGGUGUGUGCAGUAUGAAGUUUCCUGAGAUUCUCGAUUUGUCUCAUAAUAACUUUAGUGGAAUCAUCCCACAAUGUAUUGGAAGCUUCGGCAAAAGUCUGUCAUUGUUGAAUUUGAAGAAGAAUAAGUUUCAUGGAAACAACUUUGAAGGACAGAUUCCAAGAGUAACUGGAGAGUUUAGUUCGCUCCGAGCACUUGACCUAUCUCAUAACAAUCUCGUUGGUCAUAUCCCACCGUCGCUUGGAAAUUUGACUCAACUUGAAUCGUUAGAUCUUUCGUCGAAUAAGUUGGGUGGACAAAUUCCAAGGGAGUUGGUGAAUUUGACAUUGCUUUCCUUUUUCAACGUUUCUAAUAAUCAACUUGUUGGACCUAUACCACAAGGCAAGCAGUUCAGCACCUUUGGAAAUGGUUCAUAUGAAGGAAAUAAGGGAUUGUGUGGACCUCUACUCCCUAUACGUUGCAGCAGUGCUGAGCCACGACAACCACCACCAUCCAUAUGA